UUUCUUGAUUUCUUCCAGGGCAUUGUUAUAACUCCUUUGCUCCUACUGCUUUUUCUUGGAUCCUCCUCCUCUGUGCCUUUUUCAUCUAUAUUCUCACAGCUGUUCAUGACUGUUGUAGUUCCACUCAUAAUUGGCCAGAUUGUCCGAAGAUACAUCAAGGAAUGGCUUGAGAGAAAGAAACCUCCAUUUGGUGCCAUCAGCAGUUGUGUGCUUUUGAUGAUUAUCUAUACAACGUUCUGUGAUACUUUCUCUAACCCAAAUAUUGAUCUUGAUAAAUUUAGCCUAGUCAUAAUAGUUUUUAUAAUAUUUUCAGUGCAGCUGGGAUUUAUGAUGUUAACUUUCUUCUUUUCUACAAGAAAGAGUUCUGGCUUCACACCAGCAGACACAGUGGCUAUUAUUUUCUGUUCUACACACAAAUCUCUAACCUUGGGUAUACCAAUGCUGAAGAUAGUAUUUGAAGGUUACGAGCAUCUGUCCUUAAUUUCAGUCCCUUUACUUAUUUAUCACCCGGCCCAGAUCCUCCUUGGCAGCAUUUUGGUACCAACAAUAAAAUCUUGGAUGAUUUCUAGACAAAAGGCACUAAAAUUAACAAGGCAGCCCAAAGUACCAGUGAAAGUAUAAUGGAACAGCCCAGUGAAUGUAUAUAUGUCCUAUUUUGUACAUACAUAGAGACAAUUCAGAAGAUGAUCAUAUAUGAAUGUUGCCUCAGCACUUACUUUAUUUUUAUAGAUACAAAUAUAUUUAAAAUACCUACUGAAGUGCCUUAAAAUACUUUUGACAAAAGCAUUGAUUCCAAAAUCAGAUGGCUGGUCAUUAUAAGAGGUUGCACUCAAACUUUGCAUUCAUUCAGUUUAUUUCUCUUCCUGAGUGAAUCAUUCUAGCAGUGAAACUUUAAAGCUUCCAUCAUCACAUCUCAGUGGCACGGGUCAAUCCACCAAGUGUUCCUCUUUGUAAGCUUUAUUGCAAUGAAUGAAGACCAAACUCGACCUGCUUUGCAUCGGUUGUCCUAAUCAUUCAUAAAGUUGUUGUGUGUUUCCCCUGGGUACUUAUCUUAUGGCUCAUUGCAGGAAAUAAUUUCUGAAAAAUUAACUUGAAUUUUUGUGAUUCAGUAACACCCCCACCUAUCAUCCACUCAUGAUUGUGACAUGUCUUUUUCUUCUGAGUUUGUGUACAUUCAGCAUGGGGACAUCCAUUGGAGAGAAACUGAAAAGCAUAAUUUUUUUGUAUUUGUUAACACAGUUCUCUACACAUUGCUUCAAAGUUAAUGUUUUCUCAAGAUAAUUCAGAUCCAUUUUUAUGGUGCUGUGGCAUUGUAUAUCUUAAAUGAACUGUGAGCUUCCUCAAAGACAAGGCUGUGCUUAUAGUAGUAAGGAAACACCAGUGAUUUACAAGCACAGCUGGAAGAAUGUUUUUAUUAUGACUAUAGUUUACUUAAACAGAUCAUCCUUUUCUGUUGUGCAGGACACGCCACCCAAUAGUGACAGAAAAAUACUAAUAUUGCAGUGGUCACUUUAUUGCCACUUACAGGCUUUUCAGUGCUAUAUUGUUCAAUAUCCCAUGAGCAGCACACAAAAACUAAUGAAGUUGGAAAGAAAGAAAGAGAUGCAUGUACCCUCCUCAAGAAAGCAGAAUGGCAUAUAUUCUAUAGAAAUUUAAGCAGCACUGUUAUAGGUCUUUCUAGUUAGCCUGACAAUCAGAAUUUAAGGGUGAUUUUUUAAAUUCUUUACUUUUUAGGAGGGAUGUUCAUUAAUAUUUACAUUUGGAUGGAUAGAAAGGGAAAAUAAAACAAUAUAUAUUUAAUAAUCUAAUCAACAGGGCACCUUCUUAAAGAUAGCAGCCUUCAGACCUCAAAAGUAGAAGCACCAUUAUUUCCACAUCAGUCUGGCAGUCAUGUGAUUCUAUAAAUAAAUUGUGAUGGAAUGAAGAAUUUAUAAUGCUUUCACAGCCCUGUUUCUCUUAAUAUGUACAGGGAAGCUUCCUUAUCCAAGAGCACAUUUCUGCAUUUUCCUCUGCAUAACAUUCUGUGACGGAAAAUACUGAUUCUAAACAUAGUCACUCCUGUGCAUUAUAGUAGAAAAAUAGAAUAGCCUCUUAGGGAUUAGCAUAUAGCUUAUAUGUUAUUCUUAACUGCAGAUUCAAACUGUUGGAAGCAUAUUCCACUACUUCUAUCCCAACAUGUUCGGAUUAACUGUCCUUCCCAAGUAAUUUUAUCUGAUGCCAAGCAGAGAUGUUUUAUGUUAGAAACAAUUUGUAUCAAAUAGCUUGCUCAUGAGUGUCCAGUUGCCCUCUUUUCUGAAAUAAAGCAAUUGUUCCUGAAUGAUAAAGAUGCAUGAAUCAGCAAACUCUAAGCAUCUAUUAACAAUAAUUACAUUUGGUAAAUUUAGCAAGUCAGCACAAAAGAUACUGGUAUCCUCCCCUCAGUCAUUUUUAUGUACAAAUAAAUCAUAAUUCUAUAGUUGUUUUGUCAUAUUGAUGUCUUUAACAACAAUAACCACAAAAUUAGCAAAGCCUGCAGAAAUGCACAGCAAAGCAAUCACAAGCAAGAUUCUCUACUAAGCGGAUCAAGAUGUAAAUCUCACAUUCCUUCCAUUUCCUGUUGGCAGCUCAGUAUAUAAUGAAAAUUAACUUUAAAACUUGAAGAGACAAGAAAGUUAGAAAAAGGACACAUUACCAAUUUUCCUUUUUUUUUUUUUUU
Messenger RNA from Python bivittatus (Burmese python), 2695 nucleotides. Lineage: Eukaryota; Metazoa; Chordata; Lepidosauria; Squamata; Pythonidae. The record is from RefSeq and is a predicted model, not a curated record.